GAGUGAUAGAGAAACAAAGAUCCAGCUGAUCUUUGAUUGCUGAUUUUGGCAGCAUUGGUGAGGUGGGUUGAGAUCAGAUAGAGAUAGAGGAAGAGGGUUUUAGUAUUCUAGUGAAAUUGAGGGGUUUGAAGGUCAAUUUGAUCUGGGUUGCUGACACUUAAGUACAAAGAAGAUUGAAGCUCAAGCUAUAGUGGGUCUUUUCUCUGAAGAAAAAGAAGACACGUUUCUGUUUUCUGUGUCUUAAAGGAGGACUGAGAUUGAGAGGUCAAGAAGGCAUUGUAUUGUUGUAGCUGUCAAUGGUGGAACCGUUUGAAAUUUAAGCGAAGUCAAAUCAAUUGAAGUUGGUCUAGCUCUGGUAUCCAAUCUGAUCAAUACCCAGAUUGAAAUCAUGGUGGAAGAAAGUGGCAGCGAGGUUUUGACUGAUACCCGGUCAGCUGAAGAAUGGUUAUCACAAGCAAGGGAGCUUGUUCCAUUGGCUCUGACUAAGGCAAGAGAGGUAAAGGGGUUUCCAGGUAGAUGGAAGAUGAUCAUUUCAAAGUUGGAGCUGAUUCCUUCACGAUUAUCAGACUUGUCUAGCCAUCCCUGCUUCUCCAAGAAUGCUCUUUGUAAGGAGCAAUUGCAGUCAGUAUCUAAGACAUUGAAAGAAGCUAUUGAAUUGGCAGAGUGUUGUGUGGAGGAGAAGUAUGAAGGAAAACUUCGUAUGCAGAGUGAUCUUGAUUCUUUGUCUGGUAAAUUGGACUUGAAUUUGCGAGAUUGUGGCCUUUUGAUCAAGACUGGGGUGCUUGGUGAAGCCACUUUGCCUUUGUCUAUGGCUAGUUCUUCAACUGAAACUGAAGCUGCUCUACAUGGUAAUAUAAGGGAAUUGCUUGCUCGGCUUCAGAUCGGGCACUUGGAAGCAAAGCACAAAGCUCUUGACAGUCUUGUUGAGCUCAUGAAAGAGGACGAAAAGAAUGUGUUGUCGGUUUUGGGGCGUAGCAAUAUUGCUGCCCUGGUCCAACUGCUCACCGCAACAUCUCCUCGUAUCCGGGAGAAGACUGUAACUGUUAUUUGCUCGCUUGCAGAAUCGGGGAGUUGUGAGAAUUGGCUUGUUUCUGAAGGUGUCUUGCCACCUCUUAUAAGGCUAGUUGAAUCUGGGAGUGCUGUUGGAAAAGAAAAGGCCACAAUUUCGCUUCAGAGAUUGUCAAUGUCAGCUGAAGCAGCUAGAGCGAUUGUCGGACAUGGUGGGGUUAGACCGCUGAUUGAGAUUUGUCAGACUGGUGAUUCAGUUUCUCAGGCUGCUUCUGCUAGCACUUUGAAGAACAUAUCAGCUGUCCCUGAGGUUCGACAAACUCUAGCUGAGGAAGGAAUUGUAAAGGUUAUGAUCAAUCUUCUUGAUUGUGGGAUGUUAUUGGGGUCCAAAGAAUACGCAGCCGAGUGUUUGCAGAAUCUCACUGCAAGCAAUGACAAUCUAAGACGGUCUGUAAUAUCAGAAGGUGGAAUUCGGAGUUUACUGGCUUAUCUAGCCGGUCCAUUGCCACAAGAGUCUGCAGUUGCGGCAUUGAGGAACCUGGUCGGUUCAGUAUCUAUGGAAGUUUUGGUUUCCCUUGGUCUCCUCCCUUGCUUGGUUCACGUGCUUAAAUCCGGUUCACUAGGUGCACAACAAGCGGCUGCAUCAGCUAUAUGCCGAGUUUGCAGCUCAACUGAGAUGAAGAAAUUGAUCGGUGAGGCAGGCUACAUUCCUCUUCUUAUCAAGAUGCUCGAGGCUAAAUCAAACAGUGCCAGAGAGGUUGCUGCACAAGCGAUUUCAAGUUUGAUGAGCCUUCCACACAAUUGUAGAGAAGUGAAACGGAACAACAAAAGUGUACCAAAUUUGGUCCAAUUGCUUGACCCUAGUCCACAAAAUACUGCCAAAAAGUAUGCAGUCUGUGCCCUUGGCUUAAUUUGUUCGAGUAAGAAGUGUAAGAAGCUGAUGAUAUCCUAUGGAGCAAUCGGGUACCUCAAGAAGCUUACUGAGAUGGACAUACCAGGAGCCAAGAAGCUACUUGAGAAGUUGGAGAGAGGAAAAUUGAGAAGUUUCUUCACAAGAAAAUAGGUGGAACAGAAACUAUGUGUACUGUUGUAAGCAUAUCUUGUGUAUUUACUAUGUAGUUGUUUCAUUGUCCAUAUGAAGCAAAGUAGGUUAUCAACUGGCAUGCGCAAGCCUGGGAAUCUAUGUUGUCUAUGUUCUAUUCGAAUGUUAUU
Messenger RNA from Fragaria vesca subsp. vesca, 2220 nucleotides. RefSeq lists its product as uncharacterized. NCBI's taxonomy places the organism in Eukaryota, Viridiplantae, Streptophyta, Magnoliopsida, Rosales, Rosaceae. Gene Ontology annotation, molecular function: protein binding. The coding region runs from base 389 to 2071 and encodes 560 amino acids. The transcript is spliced from 3 exons. The record is from RefSeq and is a predicted model, not a curated record.